CAGCCCAUUACAGCUGCGCGCCACAGCAGGUCUUUACGCACGGAGCUCAAUGGACUGGAAUCUGCUGUAGAGUCAGACGAGAGCAGAGGAACUUCAGAGCCGUCACGUUACCUCAGUGUGUGCUCUCUGGCUCUCACGCCAAGCUGCAGCUUGUAAUUUAUAGACUUGUUUGUCUUUUCCCGGAGUUGAAGCAUGAACCAGAGUGCAGGAGCAGCACAACACACCCACAGGUACUCCGUGGAGGAAAAGGAUAUUGGACCUGUUGGACCUGACAGAAACUGGAAAGGCAUCGGAAUCUCUUUGCUGGUUAUUCUGGUGGUUCUGUCAUUUAUUGGACUUUCUAUUGUUCUGCUGUCAAAAGACACUGGAAGUAAAACAUCUGGUUCACCUUUAACUCUGGAUGACCUCUUCCAAAGAAGUUUCCAAAUACAUGAUCCUGAUGCAAAGUGGAUCAGUGCAAAAGAAAUCAUCUUUCAGAGAUGGGAUGGAAAUGUUUUCAAAAUGGACAUGAACAACAACAAGACUGAGCUUCUGCUAAAGAACACAACUUUUGCAACCUUCAAGGCAUCAAAGUUUGCUAUUUCUCCAGAUUUGAACUUUGUUCUUCUGGGAUAUGAUGUCAAGCAGGUUCACCGGCAUUCUUUCUUGGCAUCAUACUUGAUCUAUAACUUGUAUACAAGAGAGGUGCAGGAGCUCAACCCUCCUGAGGUGUCCAAUUCUGCGCUCCAGUUUGCCUCCUGGGGAGUCCAGGGCCAGCAGCUGAUUUACAUUUUUGAAAAUAAUAUCUACUACAAAGCAAAUGUGCAGAGCAGCUCAUGGAGGCUGACAUCCUCUGGACAGGACGGCGUGGUCUUCAACGGCAUUACAGACUGGCUGUAUGAAAUGGAGGUGUUGCACCACCAGGCUGCUCACUGGUGGUCCCCAGAUGGCUCCAGGUUGGCCUACCUCACCAUCAACGACUCUCUGGUCCCCACCAUGUUUCUGCCUCGCUUCACAGGCUCUCUGUACCCCCGAGGGACGGAGUAUCGCUACCCAAAGAUGGGCCAGAACAACCCUGCUGUCGGCCUGCAUGUCAUUACUCUGGACGGCAGCUCCUUCACCGAGGAAAUAAAACCACCAGACGGCUUUCAUACGAGGGAGCUUUACAUUACCAUGGUUAAAUGGGUUGCACAGGAGAAGCUGAGCGUGCGCUGGGUGAACCGAGCUCAAAACAUGUCAGUGCUUUCACUUUGUGACACCACAGCGGGCUCCUGCAUCACGAAACACGUGAUGGUGUCGGACAAGUGGCUUGAUGGACAGAAUGAGAAGCCGGUGUUUUCAAGAGACUCCACUGCAUUCUUCACCAUCAUGCCUUUAAAACACAGCAGCCACGGAGCCUUCAACCACAUUGCCAUGAUCUCCAAUCACUCUUCUGGUAAGGACGUCAGCCUUCAUCACCUGACCUCUGGAACCUGGGAUGUAACUCACAUUCUGUCUUAUGAUGAGAGCACAAACUCGGUUUUCUUUCUGAGCACAGAAGAAGGACCAAGCCAGCAACACCUGUACAGGGUCUCUGUGAUGGAUUCCUCUGAUAAAGAAUGCCUGAGCUGCUCCCUUUUCAGAUCAAACUGCACUUACUAUGAUGCUGCUCUCAGCUCUGACUGCCAGCAUGUUCUGCUGAACUGCAGAGGCCCUGGACUUCCUCAAACAACCCUUCACAAACUCAGCAGCAUGAGGGAGUUCCAGACGCUGGAUGAAAGCGCAGAACUAAGAGCUGCCCUGAAAAACAGAAGAGUCCCAAAAACAGAGAGAAGAACUGUACAAAUAAACAGUUUCGCUUUUCGGCUGGAGCUGAUUCUCCCCAUGGAUUUGGAUGAAACGCAGAAGCAUCCUCUUCUACUGGUCCUCAACGACGCCCCUGGUGGUCAGGCUGUCAGUGAUCGUUUCUCCCUCAGUUGGGAGUCUGUCCUGGUUUCGUCUGAGCACAUCAUCGUAGCCCGUGUGGACGGUCGCGGCAGCAGCUUUCAGGGGGAGGAGAUCCUGUACGGAGUUCACCAGAGACUGGGAACCGUCGAUGCUCAGGAUCAGACGACAGCACUUGAGCAGCUGCUCAAACUACCUUACAUUGAUGAGAGUAAAGUUGGAGUUUAUGGCAAGGCAUAUGGAGGUUUCUUGUCCACAGUCCUGCUCCUUUCUCAUAACAGCAGGUUCAGGUGUGGCAUUGCUGUGGCUCCAAUAACUGACUGGAGACUCUAUGGGUCAGCCUGUUCUGAAAAGUACUUUGGCUUUCCUGCGAAAGAGGAAUACAAAUACCAGAUCUCCAGUCUGGUCGGAAUAACAGCCACUCAACCUCAGGAGCUUUUCAUUAUCCAUGGGACAGAAGAUGCCACCGUACAUUUCCAGCACUCAGCAGAGCUUGUAAAGCUGCUGUCUUCAUUAAACGUGAACUACACACUUCAGAUUUUCCCGGAUGAAGGACACACGCUUUCCAGCCACAGCCAGCAGUUCAUGCUUUCAUCAGUCAUGGCUUUCUACAAGCGGUGCUUUCAGGAGAAGAACACUGUUGCCCUGGAGACUUCUAAAGAAGAUGACUAGCCCAAUCAACCUGCCAUGACGCCCUGUUAAUAUUUCUGUAGCAAAGGGAUUAGGCAACUCCAGGCCACAGUGUCUGGAUGAUUUCCAGGUAUCCAAGACCUACUCAUGACUGAUUACAUGGCAGAGCAGGGUAUGUUGGAAAACAUGCAGGAAUGUGGCCCUCGAGGCCCGGGGGCUGGCAUGGAGUGUGCACUAAACCUGCCCUCUUUGAGGGCUUGGUUCCCCCUUCUCUUCUCCUAACCCUGAACCAGGAUAUCUACUGGACAGGGAGGCAAAUAAGUAUUUGAACCUACUGUGAUUUUGUUCUCCCACUUAGAAAUCAUGGAAGGGUCAGAAGUAUUCCUCUUCAUUUUCAUACUUUAGCAAAUAUUAGCAUUGAUGUUUUCAGGUUUGAGUAUAGUAUAUAAGUAUACAUGAGUAACCAACAUGAGUAGCAUACACAUGCAUCAUUUAAAACAAUCCUUAAAUAGGAUUUCCAGAUUCUUUUAGAUUAUGUCUCUCACAGUGGACAUGCACUUAAGAUGAAAAUGUUAGACCUCUUCAUGAUUUCUAAGCAGGAGAACUGGCAAAUUCGCAGGGUGUUCAAAUACGUGUUUGUCCCACUGCAUGUGAAAGGCUGCUAUAUUCACAGAAACACCCCAGACGUGUGUAAGCAACAGCGAAAGAGCCGAUGGUAAAGGAAAGCUGUUAUGUAUAUAGAUGUUUGUAAAGUUAGGAUUAUAUACAAAGGUAAAAAUUAGCAAUAAAAAUGAAAAAUGAACGUUUCCUUAGCAAAUACACAACUAACAAUGAGUUAGGAAUAUUGUUAUUGACAUGAGAUGUUUUCCUAUUUGGUCUGAAUUUCAAAGAAAUGAAAUUCAGACCCAAAGUUCCUUUUGAUAUUAUUAAUAAUUAUUGAAAAGAAACACCAUUUUCAUUAGUUUGAUAUUUAUUAUCAUUAAAAUUAGGACAAUAAUGAAGAUAGCCCCAAAUAACAGAAAUGGACCAGUUGUUGGUAUUUCCACCAUUUGCUGCAAUGACAACUUGACAGUGACGUCUAAAUCUCCUCACUAGAUUCGUGAUGCAGUUCUGAGGCUACGCUUUUUGGGACCAGUGUGUUCAUCCCAUUUAAAAACCUCAACAGGCAGACUGUUCCUCUACAGUGCUUAAAUGUGGCCUUGCCGUAUUUCAGUCGACCACAGCCACAAUGUGAGAGUCCUGGUCACACACAAACUUUGCUGCUUUGUGCUCAAUGUUGUCGUUGGGAUUGACUUACAAAGGAAAAUAAACAGCUCAUACUGGUCAAUACAGGCCAACUAAUACAUCCCCAACGUUUUGCUCGGUAAUAGUUUUGGACCAAGUAAGUAAGAAGUAGGACGUAAAGACACAUAAUAAAUAGAAUGAAGAACUUUUUUGAAUGGAAUGCAAUACUCUUCAACAGGUUAUCCCGUACUUUUUGUCUUUUGGUGGGAUAGUCUAUGCACUUUGGCUUGCAUUGCACUCUGGUAGCAAGGAGCUCAGUUUAGGGGAGAGGAGGGUCUUAAGCAAGGGCACUGUCUGAGCUGCUCCUGCCGAGUUUUCUCAUCUUACCUAGACUUUCACAUUCAAUAGCUGUAGGCCUGCUAUGUGUUAAAUACUAAAAGAAUUAGUCAAUUUUAUACAUGUCAUAAAGCCUGUUUAAGGUUGUUUCUUUUCAGUUUUUUGUUAUACAUACUUUGUAUUCAAGCAUUUGCAUGAUGAUGUAAAUACUAGAAGAGUAACGAUCAAUUUCUAUUCCUACAUCCAACCAGAAUGAUCUGUCUGAGGCAGAAAAACAAAUUGACCUAUACCAUUAUAAUAUUUUAAAAAUGAGAUAAAUUGAUAAUUCAUGUUGAAAAAUACCAUUUGGAUUGAAACAUGUAGCGUUAAAACGACCAAGUAACAGCAAACGUGAUGCAGCAGAAACUGAUCAACCAUCAUUCCAGUCUUUGAAUUGAUCAAAGUCAUGUGACCAUACAGAAUGUUCUAAUAAUGAUAUUCUGAUGUGGAAAAACAUCUUUAUCAAACUAAAAUGUGAUUGGAUCUGACAUUCAUUCUUGUUUACUUGUUUGUCAACAUAUUUAAUUUAUUAUCUUGAAGAAACACAAGAAUCUGGAAAACUUCAGCUGCUCUGUUCAGAACCAGGUAUUUAUGUCUGAGUCUCACUGCAGGAGGUUUGGGAUCAAGAUGUUCUGGAUCUGUUUUGGGUCAGUGAAUCAGAUCCAAUUGGAUUGUUCAAAAUGAACUAGUAUUGACUUUGAAUCGGAUGAGCAACCACAAAUUAUGCUAUGAAUCAAAUAAUUGUUAAAAUGAAUCGUCACACCCCUUCUAUAUACCUAAUUAACAUACCACCUAAUUAGCAUAUAAAUACAUAUAUUAUAUCAAUAAUAUGAUAUUAAUACUGGAGCAUUUAGGUUGCUUUUUUUCACUGUUUCCUGAUGUAUUUAUUUUUCAUUGCUUAACUGAUGUGUAUUUUCUGUCUGUACAUCUAUGUAGUGUUUCCUCGCUAUAUUGAAGUUCACCUUUCGGUGUUUUGCAAAUUUUUUCUCAGCACAAUUUUGGUUGGAAUAUCCAACUCUUGAAACAGUACAAGUCUCCUGUGUCCUCCGAAGGUGAGAGCUAAUGUACUAGCUUCAUUACAAGUUUUAUCCCGAAGACUAUUACAAGAAAAUAUGGAAAUGGUGAACUCCAUGCUUAUAUAUAUACAGAGAGAGACAGACAGACAUAGGGACAUUUUAUAUCUGGCUAUAUAUUUUUUUCCUAGUGUUUUUUUUCUACUUCUAUUCCAUUUUAUUUCUUGUUUUUGUAACGCCUGUCUUUAUUUUCUCUAAAGGUCUUGCCUUUUUCCAGGCCAUGGUUGUAAAUAAGACUGUUUUUCUUAACCUGUCCUGCCUGAAAAAGUUAUAGUUAAAUAAAAUAAAAUAAAAAAGAAUACACACUUGACUUCAUGUCAUUGUGUAUUGGCUCUUUUGUUUUGUCUAUUCUUAUAUUUGAAGCACUCGCACCACCAGAUAGGAUCGCACUUUCAAAUGUAGGCCCAGAUGAAGGUGCAAUGACUUCAGCGUGUGCCUCACUCCAGGGCACAGAGGCCAGGAGUCAGAGUCCUGGGCAGACACAUCGCUGCAUCUGCCACUGGCUUGAGGCCCAUGUCAUGGAUUUUGAAGCUGCCAGCUUCAAAACCACCAACAGGACGAGGUGAGGAGGACUGCUCGUCAAACUGCACGCCUGCUUCUCUAAGAUCUUUUAUUUACUGAACUGAUUGUUUUUGGCUCCGAGGCCACCCUGCCUCUGUAUAUCAGAGUGGUUAACAACGCAGAGCCAGAGCCAGUCAGACAUUGAAACUAUUUGCAGUGAGGAGGUAGGCAGAGUGGUGAAGAUCACGCGUUCACAGAUGUGUUUAAGGUACACAAACAAAGAAAAUUGUAGCAAACAGCUCCAUUUCCACAUAUCACAAGUAGGAACGUUGUGCAGAAAAUCAUAGAAACAUAACGCAUUAUUUAUCUCAACCCUGUGAUUAAAACUUAAAAAAAAGAGAAAGAAAUGAGUUUUAUAGCACA
Messenger RNA from Oryzias melastigma (Indian medaka), 6128 nucleotides. Its product is annotated as inactive dipeptidyl peptidase 10. Gene Ontology annotation, biological process: proteolysis. The transcript is spliced from 26 exons. NCBI's taxonomy places the organism in Eukaryota, Metazoa, Chordata, Actinopteri, Beloniformes, Adrianichthyidae. Gene Ontology annotation, molecular function: dipeptidyl-peptidase activity; serine-type peptidase activity. The record is from RefSeq and is a predicted model, not a curated record. Bases 193 to 2574 code for a protein of 793 amino acids.